UAUGGACCUCUCCUUCUCUCUCCCACCCAACCCCAAAGUAACUAGGACAACUGGCAAGUUUGAUUCUUCUUCAAACAGAUCCAUGUAUAUUAAGGCAAAGGAUAGAGCCAAGCACAAGUAUAGCCUAGGAUUUUGAGGGAGAUUUACUUGGUCUCAUUACAUACUUGUGCUCUCUUUUUUUCCCUCUUCUUCUUAUAAAUAGAAACAUACAAGGAGGAAACAGGCCAUACAUCCUACUUUCCAACUCUCCACACCUCUCUCCCUCUACUCUACAAGAAAGAAGUCCUGCACCCAAGUGUGCAGAAACGUCGACUCAAUGAAUACAUCAACGUCUGGAUGUAGUAGCGGAUGUGAAUCGGGAUGGACCAUGUACUUAGAUCAACUCUCGAAUUCCACUGAUCCAUACAGAAGGGCUUUUGUGCAGAACUAUAAAGAGAAAGGAGAACGCGUAAACCGGCAGGACGAAGAGGCCGAGGAUCUGUCCAUGGUCUCGGAUGCAUCGUCAGGGCCGCCUCAUCUGCACGAACACUACACGGGCGAGAAUCAGUACUAUGGCGGCUACGCGUGUUCCGUUCCAGAAAACAAAACGGCCAAGAGUAAAACAAAAGAGCCAAGGAUCAAGAAGCAGCACAACCUGUGUCUUGACGACACUGCUAGCUCCUCAGUCUUUCAUUUCUCUCAGGACAAUGUAGCUCCUCCGGAGAACCAUAAUUCGGUCAAGCAUGUUCCUACCUUCUCACAGGGUGAAUCUGUACCAAGGAAGCAGUUUGGUUUCUUCACAUCAUCCAAAAAAGGGAAAUCAUCAGGUGAGUAUUUUUGUGAGGGUCAAGAAAUUGUUGAAUGGAAAAAAACAAUGGUUUGAGGGCCUAAUUUUUGCCUAUUCUGCUGCCGCUGUGUUUUGCCAUACGUGCGUUUUUGUCAGGAGGUUUGCUGGGGAGAAAGAGGCAGUAAGAGUGCAGCUUUCUGUCUAUAUAUUGUGCUGCAAAUUGCAAUUGCCCCAAGAGAUUAUGGGAUUCUUCAAGUAAAAGCAAAAUGGCUGUUUCAAUUUUGAACAUCUUUCUUAAUUUGUAUCUCUUUUAUCAUC
This is a messenger RNA of Sesamum indicum (sesame), 1084 nucleotides long. RefSeq names its product protein SOB FIVE-LIKE 5. The record is from RefSeq and is a predicted model, not a curated record. Lineage: Eukaryota; Viridiplantae; Streptophyta; Magnoliopsida; Lamiales; Pedaliaceae. Gene Ontology annotation, biological process: cytokinin biosynthetic process.